UCGAGACACUCGCUCACGCGCAACGGCCACGCCACCGACCUCUUCUUCUGCGGUUCUGCCCCAGUUCCCCACUUCCGCCGCCGAACCCGUACCACGCCGCCGAAGAACGCCGGCAGCCUCGGGCAACCCUGCCCUUGCAGUAACUGUCGUCGUCCACCUCCCCCCGCGCCCUCUACUAUACUGGGUUGGCGCGGGAACGGAGGACCCAUCCGUACACGGCAUUGAUCGACUCCUUCCGUUGUUACUUGGUGGUAAGGAACCCUAACUUGCGCGGAUGAAUUUUCCGGGAAGGCCUUUUUCUGUGGGUUGUUUUGGCUGCUCCGAGAAGCCAAACCCGAAGCUUUCUUCAACCCAUGAGUUAGUAGCAGAUUCUUUUGCUGCGUGGUAGAGUGGCUAGUUUGAUCAUCCAUCCAUCCAUCCUUGGUUCUGCUCUGGUUCGAUAAGCAAUAGGCUAUUCUCCUUCAUCAGCGAGGGCAGGAUCGAUCGGUCCAGAUUCCAGUCAGAGGACUGAGAACCCUUGGUGCGGGGAAUGUUUUUUUUUUUUUGCGAAAAUGUUGGGGAUUCAACAAAAACCCCGGGCACCACGGCAGAAACCCGCCCCUGUUAAUCGCAGUUCAAUUUCGAGUGUCACGAGUUUUCUUGGGAUCGCGAUUCCUUGGAAUGUAGGUUGAGUUGCUCAUCGUAUGUAAGAUUAUGGACCCCAAACAGCAAAGGGAAGGCCAAUUGUGUGCAUUUUUAUGGCUUUUCUUAAAAAGAUUUAUCAUGCAGUUUUCCUGUUUUCAAUUCUAAGUAAAAAUGGAAACCACAUCUAUGAUGUUGUCAAUCUUGUGUGUUCCUUUUCAUAUUUGAGCUUGGUAGUCCUUGAUAUACAAAUCUUCAUUCAAUACACAACAACACACAGCUGCUGUUUACCUGAGAUUGUCUUCUUUUCAACUCGAGUGAUAUGCUGUUGUUUUAUGUAUUGGUUGCAAUUCUUUCCCUGCAAUACCUGCAGCAGCCAAGGAAGCAUUUGGUCUAUUUUCAGCUUGUUUUUUGGUUGUAAUGUUGCUUUGCUUACCCUUUUCAUUGCCAAUUUACAUGUUACCAAGGAAUUCAGUGAGUUUUGGAAUGGUGAAGACACAGAGUAAGGAAUAUUCAGCCUUUGGUGGUGCAGUUUUUCUGUGCAACCAAUUGACCAGGAAGGAGUGCUUUAACAAGAAAAUCUUUGGCCUCUCUCCUUACUGUGCUGAUUUCGUAGAGAAAGUUAAAGCUGGCACAACUUUAUUCUUAUAUGAUGUUGAGCAGUGUAAGCUUCAUGGGGUUUUUGAAGCAACUUCAGAUGGAGCUGUGAACAUUAUUCCUGAUGCAUAUGGAAGGCGGUAUCCUUCUCAGAUACGUUUCAAAAGGAUUUGGUUUUGCAAGCCUUUGAUGGAAGGUGAAUUUCGAGAUGCUGUCCAGAACUAUUCCGUAAAAAACAAGUUUAGUUAUGGUUUGUCACAUCAACAGGUUGCAAAGCUUCUUCACUUGUUUUCUUCACGAAACAGGUUGCAACUUUGUCAGAAUCCAAGAUUAAAAGAUGACCUCCCAAAGGAGCUUGAAACUUUUCUGGUUAAAGUAAUUGAUGUGCAGUCCAGUCCAACCAGCAGUUCAUGUGGUUCAUUCAAAAGCCCCUGUCAAACAUGUUCCUCGUCCACUCUGGGUGACAAAUUAACUGAUUCUGCGUCAUUAGUGCAGAGAGGACUGCAAUCGGACAUCUCUGAUGUGGCUAAGUCCAAGAGCUCACAACCUCCCCUGCACACUGGAGCAGAUACGGCCACGGUCACAAUACCUAGCAACCAAGAAGCAAUGCAUGACAAAUCUACUGAUGACUUUAUACCACUUCCGCAGGAGGAAGAUACUUUAGAAGGUGUUGAUGAUCUGUUUGGGUUGCUAAAAGAUGAGAGCCCCUCUUCUGAAUCUAAAGGUAGCAGUGACUCUGAAGACCAUACUACUUUCCACCAUGUUUGUGUUAGGAAGGAGAAGGAAGAUGGAUGCGACCCGCCAAUGUUAAAUUCGAAGCUCCGCUCUGACAGUGAAGGGCGAACAAGUGUGUUUUCUCGGUUAAUGAAAACACAUAAAACUUAUAUCCAAGGAAAAAGGUCCAACACCGAAGCAUCUCCACCAAUAAGUGUUCAGUCUUUCAAUCCCCUUUCUCAGAGGGAAAAAAAGCAGAAGGCACAGCAUAGCAAGCCAUUUCCAUGUCAAAUGCUGUUUAUGCCUUCAAGUGAUAGGCUGAACAGACUUCCAGCAUCUAAUCGUUCAUUUGUCUGGAGAAGAUCCACCAAGUAUUCUGGGGGGAAACAGAAUGAAAUUCAGACGUGCCUAGAGCCAUUGCUUUGUGAGGAUGGAAAUAAAUGGGAUGUGUCUGCCAAACAACCUGUCAGAUUCAACAGCUGCAAAAAGUCAUUUGUUCCUAAAGGUUGCUCGAAGUUGACGGACUCAUGUGACAAUGAACUACAUAUGUCUGCAGUGUUUGCUGGAGAACAUGACAGCAGCGAGGUUAAUGUUAAAGAAGAAAUGAGAACCUCUUCCAUGAAUGUUAAGCAGCAUGCUGACGAUUCAUAUGUUGAAGGAGGGGAUCCGGAUUUUUACAGUGAGGAUGUUGAGGGAACAGGAGCGAAGAAGAGGCAAGCAACUUCAUCCUUCCCUCAAGAAUGUCCAAGUGCCACUGCAUUGGUUCCUAAAGGCAGCAAUACUUUCGAUAUGCUUGCAAUAACUGAUGAAAAUCCUAUAGAGAAGGGCAUCAUUUUAUCGUGUAAGGAUGCACAUAGUCAGUUAGCUAGACCAUAUUUUGAAACCAAGGUGCUCCUUCAAGAUGAGCAACAACAAAUCUUUCAAGGUUCCUUUGAAUACAUUGAAGAAAUCACAAGUGAUUCAUCAUUGAUUCUUGAAAGUUCCACAAUCAUGGACACAUUGGGCAAGCAUGGUUUUGGUGAUACGAAGACUUCGUUGAAAGACGAAAUGCAGAGCCAUGUGGUUGCUGGUCAUUUGGGAACUGAAACAUCCCUCCAACAGAAAGAAAGCCAAAGCAUUAGGAGCUGCCACAGAGUGGUUAAAGGUGAUAAAAUAUUGCUCAUGGGAAAAUAUGAAACCAUGGAUAUCUUGCCCAACCAUGAUGAAGAUUGUGAAAACAAGAAGAGUUUGCCUUCUGAUGGAAGUGGUAGGCUUGUUACCUCUUGUAACCUUGAAACCGAAAUGCCCCUGCUGCAGAAACAAACUGCAAAUAUUCAGAGCUGUUCUGAAGUAGUUCAUGAUUAUGAAGUGUUGAUUCCAGAAAUCUCUAAAGUGAUGUUUCCCAAGUUCGAUGCAGACUCUGGAAACAAGGGUACAAGUAUGGGUUCUGGUUAUCCAGAAGCGGAAUGCCAUCUUGUUAAAAGCUGUCAAGAAGCUGUGCCUAGUGAUGUUACACCAGUUCUUGAAGGCUGUGGGCCUCUUAUUAACUUCCCAGUGUUCCAUGUAGAUAGUGCCAAAAAUAUUAUCUUAUUGGAUGAAACUUCAGAGCAUCUGUCUACUGAUCAUCAAGGUACUGUUAUGCUUUCUCAGGUCGAACAUUACCGCAGCUGCUGUGGUGAUACUUCAUCUGUUCUAGAAUAUUCCACUGUGGACACAAGUGCUGAGGAUGGAGAUAGUGAACACAAGAACUCAUUUGAUCUGAAAGAUGAUGAAAGUCUGUAUUUGGUGACUGAUUGGAAAGAUCAUAGAAACACUGCCAACACUUCCUCAUCUUACGGAAGUCGCAGUUGCGCACCUACUGAAUAUCAGGAAUGCAGCAAACACAUGCUGCUUAAAGAGGAGCAGCACCAAAAUUUCCAAGACAACUCUAAUCCUCUGGACUCGUUUGCAGUCUUAUCGGAAGGCUGUGGAAGCAAGAGUGGGAUAUCAGUUGAUAGAACAUCUCUCCAUCUGGUUGCUGAUCUUCUGGGGAUGGGCUCGGAGUCCAGAACAAGUUUCAUCAAUGACUCCUCAAAUGGACCUAAUAGGACUUUCAGUACCUCUGCUUUCGGUGUUGAAACUACGGACCACACCGCCAACGGAUCAGGAGCCUAUGCAGAGCCGCCCAUACUUCAGCAUGAUCCUGGGGAAGCCAUGGAACAGCUGUGACCGUCACUCUGCAUGCACAACCUGUGACCGUCACCCAGCUUGAGAGGAGCUUAUCUAACCAGAGCAUUUGGCAUUAUGCAGUGAAUUGCCCUGUGUUGUUAGAAUGUUACUAGAACCGUUGUCUGUUGUUAAGAGUAUUAUCAUCCCUAGCAGAGCAUAAAUUCGAACCACGGGAAGUUAAGAAAAAUAGUGAACCUGGUGUUGUGUAGUAGCUGUUUACUUGUUUACUAUUCCGAACCUAUGUAAUGCAGACGGUGAAGACCGAAUUAACAUCGUAAUUGCCAGAUGUGUAUCCGUGUGUGUACGGAAAAUGUGGAGA
Messenger RNA from Panicum virgatum (switchgrass), 4438 nucleotides. RefSeq lists its product as uncharacterized. The transcript is spliced from 3 exons. Bases 1042 to 4119 code for a protein of 1025 amino acids. The record is from RefSeq and is a predicted model, not a curated record. Lineage: Eukaryota; Viridiplantae; Streptophyta; Magnoliopsida; Poales; Poaceae.